This is a messenger RNA of Dreissena polymorpha, 1270 nucleotides long. RefSeq lists its product as uncharacterized. The transcript is spliced from 3 exons. The coding region runs from base 71 to 640 and encodes 189 amino acids. Lineage: Eukaryota; Metazoa; Mollusca; Bivalvia; Myida; Dreissenidae. The record is from RefSeq and is a predicted model, not a curated record.
UAAAGAUCGACCUGACUUUUUCUUUGCCAGAACGAAGUUGUUUUCGUUUUAGUAGUCGAGCGUAAUUAUUAUGACGGGGGCAAACGACAUCGGCAGGAAAAGUCCCGGCAACAUAGGUCGUGCGAUUGGCUCAUUGUGCCGUCAUGUCCGGGACCUGUCACCGAUUGCCACAGUUCUUGUUUCGCAUGUGUUGCCUCGGUGCGAGAAUCGGUUUGACGGGUCCCUCACGCAGGACUUCAUCUGUCGCUGGAACAGAGAUGAGGAGGCCGUCAAUCAGGAGAUAGAAGCGUUGUCAUGCUCCUGGUUACAGCCAGUGCGACAUCCGCGAUUUUAUGAUUUGCAUGGUCCAAACCGACGCCUCCUCAGCCGGGAUGGGCUUCACCUCAGUUUUGACGGCACCGAGGAGGUGUGCCGCAAUAUGUACGAUGCGGUCUACAGCCCCCGAGCUUCGGAAGCCACACCGUCAUCUCCUGAGCGGCACUGCAUCAACACCUCACUACUGUACAGUGAAGUAUUAUUGCUUACAACAUCUCAGCCUACAUCCACCACAAACAAGCCACCUAUAUUCACCACCACCAAGCAGCCAACACUCACAACCACCAAGCAGCCAACAUCCACUUCAUCCAUCACCAUCAAUUAGCCAACACCCACUUCAUCCACCACCACCAAGCAGACAACACCCACUUCAUCCAUCACCAUCAAGCAGAAAACACCCACUUCAUCCAUCACCACCAAGCAGACAACACCCACCACCACCAAGCAGUCAACACCCACUUCAUCUAUCACCACAAGCAGUCAACACCCACUUCAUCCAUCACCAUCAAGCAGACAACACCCACUUCAUCCAUCACCACCAAGCAGUCAACACCCACUUCAUCCAUCACCACCAAGCAGACAACACCCACUUCAUCCAUCACCACCAAGCAGUCAACACCCACUUCAUCCAUCACCAUCAAGCAGGAAACACCCACUUCAUCCAUCACCAUCAAGCAGACAACACCCACUUCAUCCACCACCACCAAGCAGACAACACCCACUUCAUCCACCACCACAAAACAGACAACAUCCACCACCUCCAAGCAGCCAACACCCACUUCAUCCAUCACCACCAAGCAGCCAACAACCACUUCAUCCAUAAAAAAGCAGCCAACACCCACUGCAUCCGUCACCAAAAAGCAGCCAACACCCACUUCAUCCAUCACCUAAAAGCAGCCAACACCCACUUCAUCCAUCACCAUCAAGCAGACAACACCCACUUCAUCCACCACCA